AAAGGCCCUAAUUUAUAUGUUUUCUUUCUCUAAACCGGUGAUCAUCCUCAUUCUCUCAAGCUUCGCCGUCAUUGAACAACGAUCGCCGAUCAGUCUUGGAGUCGCAGUGUUUGAAUUUAAUCGCAAUGGAGCAGAAACCACCAGUACGAAAGAUGAAAUUUGCCCCAAAAGCUCCCCCAAAACGUGUGCCAAAACCUGAAGUUAAACCUGAAGUAGUUGAGAAUGAUAGUAAUAGUGCACAAGCCUUGGAAUUGCUACGCAGAGUUAAUGAAAGAUCAUUGCGCAAGCCAAAAGCGGACAAGAAAGUUCCUGCUUCUCGAGUUGCUUGGAUGGGGGGAGUGGUGAAUUCAACCACAUCAAAUAAGUACCUCAGUGGAUCAAAUGGUGCUUAUGGAUCAACCUCUACUCAGGAGAUAGAGUAUAAAGAACCAUGGGAUUACUACAGCUAUUACCCGAUCACACUUCCAAUGAGGAGACCGUAUGCAGGCGAUCCAGAGGUUCUUGACGUGGAGGAGUUUAUGCAGGCUGCAGGAAAUCAUGAAGAUUCACUUAACACAGCUGCUAAUCUUGGUCUAAUGGAAGAUAGUGGAGAACAGAAAAUGCUUUUUAUGAGGUUACCUUCUGUUCCUUUGGCAUCAACACCAACAGAAAACCGUGAAACAAAGCCAAAUAUCAGAGGCCCCGUUCAGAAGACUGUUGAUUUAAAAGCCUUGCCAGAAGGUUUCAUGGGCAAACUACUAGUCUACAAAAGUGGUGCUGUCAAGAUGAAACUGGGUGAAGUGCUUUACGAUGUAAGCCCGGGGUUGAAGAGCGAGUUUGCACAAGAUGUAAUGGUGGUUAACACAGAGCAGAAGAAUUGCUGUCUGGUUGGAGAUGUGUACAAGCAUGCAGUUUUGACUCCUGAUAUUGAUUCAAUCUUGAAAAAUAUCGAAAAUAUUUGAUAUUCUUUAACUAUUUUUGUUACAUCAAUUUUGUUUUCAUUCUUUUAUUCGAAAGAACUCAUAGUUUUGACAUUGAGAAAGAAAGAAAAAAAGAGUUUUGGUUUACUUUCGAUAACAA
Molecule: messenger RNA, 1059 nt
Organism: Arabidopsis lyrata subsp. lyrata
Lineage: Eukaryota; Viridiplantae; Streptophyta; Magnoliopsida; Brassicales; Brassicaceae
Exons: 11
Coding region: 126-941 (271 amino acids)
Biological process (GO): transcription by RNA polymerase III
Cellular component (GO): RNA polymerase III complex
Molecular function (GO): DNA binding
Source: RefSeq, a predicted model, not a curated record